This is a messenger RNA of Triticum aestivum (bread wheat), 1906 nucleotides long. Its product is annotated as hydroxycinnamoyltransferase 4-like. Gene Ontology annotation, molecular function: acyltransferase activity, transferring groups other than amino-acyl groups. Lineage: Eukaryota; Viridiplantae; Streptophyta; Magnoliopsida; Poales; Poaceae. Bases 590 to 1231 code for a protein of 213 amino acids. The transcript has a single exon. The record is from RefSeq and is a predicted model, not a curated record.
GCGGCCACGUGGAGGGCCUUUAGUAACGACCCUUUAGUCCCGGUUAAAAAACCGGGACUAAAGGCCCUUAUGAACCGGGACUAAAGGCCCUUUUUCUACUAGUGUGAUUGAUUUGAUUCACACACGUACGCGUGCGGCGUGCAACCGUGCCUUGCGUCUAGCGCGAUGCUUCGUUAGCUAGCUAUCUGUAGGGCCUAGCCCAUCUCCUUUAUUUUCUCUCAUAUUUUUUUCGUUACUUAAUUUUUUGAUGGGCUAUACUAUAUAUGUACACUGCAUCAUGGGCCCCCUCCGGCCUGGGCCUUGGGUCGUCGCCCCUCUGGCCAUACGCCAGAGCCGGCCCUGCACCCAGGUCUGAUUCUUUCUAUAUUACUACUUUCUAAUCAAGUCAAGCAUAAUACAGUCAUACACUAUAUUUCGUUUUUGGUCAGUUUUCCUAGUUACUGGUUGCUCCAGGAAAAAAUGAGUAGAAAUAGAAACAUAUCAUGCAUCGAUCGGUGCAGAGGCCGGAGGUAAUCCUCCUUUUCAAAAAAAAUAUCGUUCAUAAUUUUAUAUAGCAUGUAUCACAAAUCCAUCUAUGUAGGUGACAUUCAUGAAGUGUGGUGGAGUGGUCUUAGGGAUGGUAACACACCAUGGAGUUGUGGACGGCACUGCCGCAUUACACUUCUUGCAUACAUGGGCAGCAUUCUCCAGAGAAGGCGACCGAGCUGUAGUGAGAAUCCCCUACCUUGACCGCACCCUCCUGUGUGCACGCAACCCACCUGUUGUUCGUCUGGACACCUUUACCAUAUUUUGCCCCAAGAUAAUCCUAUCCCAGGCGCCAGGUCCUGUCGUCGUCAAUGAGGUUCUCAUCCUCCGCAAGGACCAACUUUCCACCCUUAAUCACAUAUGUGGUGGCAAAGGCGUGAGCACCUUCAGCACCGUGAGCGCCCAGGUGUGGCAGUGCAUGUCUCUAGCCCGACAGCUACCACCAGACUCCACAGUGCGCCUUGCAUUCAUGGCGAAUAUCCGACGUAGAAUGACGCCACCUCUCCCGGGCGGCUACUUUGGCAAUGCAGUAAUAAAUCUAAGUGUCAGCGACGAAGCACGGACCAUCUCCUCGGGCGACCUAGCAUACAUUGCGUGCCGAAUCAGAGACACCCUAAGCCGGGUGGACAAUGAGGUAGUGCAUUCGGCGGUCGACUAUCUCGAGCUAGCAUUGGCAGAGAGGGACAACCGCCCUGCUUUUGGCUAGUCAUAGAGGGAGUAACUUAGCAAGUAACAUAGUGCACUCCGAGAAUUUUUUGCUUAUGUGGCAUGUAGUUAAUGAGAAGUGGUAACAUAAUAUGUUACUAUAACAUAACGCUUUCCAAGACAAGAUGAGUCUACAAGCUAAUUAAUGAAGUCCUCUAUGACACUACUAGUAUGUUAUUUUGCACUAUAAAUGUAGUAAUUUAGACUAGUGUCAUAUGCAUGACACUAGUAUAAGUUACUCCCCACUAUAACCAGCCUUAGGCGAUCUGCCGGCGAUGGACAUGCGAAUGGUUAGCUGGCUUGGUAUGCCAUUCUAUGAUCUGGAUUUCAGUUGGGGUAAGCCAAUGGCUAUGUUGCAUGCAGUAUCAAACCGUGGAGGCUUCGUUCAUCUGAUGGAGAGCAUGCAGGGGGAUGGUAGUGUGCACCUGGUGAUGUGUAUAGAGGCAGCAAUUCUUGGGGAGUUCAAGCGUUUGUUGUAUGUCAAGUUCGACAACAUGGUGUAUUCCAAAUUCUAGCUCGCUGCCUCCAUUUAUUUCUUUUCUUUGAGCACCUCCAAUGUAACGAGUCAUGGUUAUUUGUAUCCAAAUGUUUCUGGAUAAUUAAUUUUAGUUUCAGUUAAUCCAGAUCUAACGGUGUGUAUGGCUCGAAAUGUAUUGCAGAAAUGGACAACUAUGUA